AAUGCGCCUGGAACAGAUUCUAUGAAUGGCAUGUACGCAUUGCUUUUGUUUUCGAUCAAAAAACUUUUAUCAGAGGACAAACAAACAUUCGAUUUUUUCAGUCAAUUCUCAUUUUUUGUUGGAGAAAAGUCAAUCAGAAUCAAUUAUGAAUCGUGUUUUUGGUAAUCGAGCAACGUUGUCCAAUUUGAUGGUCAACAUCAACAAAGCUUCUUCGCGAAACAUGAGUGGGGAAUGGGGAUCUGGUUCUGGCAAAGGUGGCGGAACCGGUGGAUCUGUACGCGAUGCUGGUGGUGCAUUCGGCCGAAUGGAAGCAGCACGUGAAGAGGAGUUUUUCCGUCGCAAACAACAAGAAGAACUGGAAAAAUUAAGAAAAGCUUUGGAUUCACAACGUCAGGAAUUGGAAAAACAAAUCAAAGAACAUGAGUCUGAAAUUGAGCGUUUGCGUAAAAUUCAAAAAGAAGGCCAAUGAACGAUUGUGAUUCGAAACAGAAUUCAGAAGAAACAGAACUUCAACCAAUUUGCAAACGAGAUAAGAGAUGAUUGAACAGAUUUUUGUCGUUUUUUUCUGUAGAAAAAAACAAAUCCCAUUGUAAUUAAUAAAAUGAUAAAUUAGAGCAACAAA
Molecule: messenger RNA, 622 nt
Organism: Dermatophagoides pteronyssinus (European house dust mite)
Lineage: Eukaryota; Metazoa; Arthropoda; Arachnida; Sarcoptiformes; Pyroglyphidae
Biological process (GO): negative regulation of ATP-dependent activity
Cellular component (GO): mitochondrion
Molecular function (GO): ATPase inhibitor activity
Source: RefSeq, a predicted model, not a curated record